UUUAGUUUGACAAAAAUUCACUGACAGUGAACAGUGUUAAUACACUCUAGCGUUUCUAAUCUCUGAUUUAAUGCGAAUUUUGUUACAUUUCUUUACUUUAUUUAGAACGCUUAACACCGUUGAUGGAAAAAUGUAUGGAACAGUAGAACACUAUUUUCAAGCAGAAAAAUUUCAAGAUUUAAACUAUGCUGAAAAAAUACGAACUGUCAAAAGUCCAAAAGAAGCCAAAAAAUUGGGUCAAUCUCGUGAUUAUCAAAUCAAAAAUGAUUGGAAUAGAAUCCGCAAUGAUGUGAUGUUCAAAGGAUGUUUGACGAAAUUUGAGCAGCAUGAAGAUAUUCGAAAAAUGUUAUUGGACACGGGGAAUGCAACACUUAUUGAAAAUGCAAGGUACGAUUCGUAUUGGGGCAAUGGUCUACAAGGCAACGGGAAAAAUAUGCUCGGCAAGACUUUGAUGGAAAUCAGAGAUUAUUUGAGAAACGCUUACAAAGUAUCAAUAGCCAAAUAGAGGAUUUUUACCCAUCAAGUUUAAAGGUGAUAGAGCCUACUUCAAUUUUAAAAAAAAGAUAUCGCUAUAUUAGAAUAACAUUUGCUACAGAUGGCGAAGACAUUGGACCGAAAAACUGUAUUUCCUAGCAAAAUUAAUCCAAAAUUCAUAUAAUCAAAUCUAUUAAAUCCAACAAAAAUAAAAUAAAAUAUGAAUAAUAUGUGUAUCUUUUGAAAUA
Molecule: messenger RNA, 722 nt
Organism: Contarinia nasturtii (swede midge)
Lineage: Eukaryota; Metazoa; Arthropoda; Insecta; Diptera; Cecidomyiidae
Product: N-glycosidase YbiA-like
Exons: 2
Coding region: 71-505 (144 amino acids)
Source: RefSeq, a predicted model, not a curated record